AUGGCAACCCGUUCCCGGAGCACCGCUCGUCCCCCGUCCCCUCUCGAUCAGGGAGAGUUGGGACCCGCUCUUCCGGCAGCCGCCGAUGAGUCAAGAAGCCUCGAACCAGAGGUCUAUGGGGAAAUCUCCCUCAGCCGCGCAAUCUCCCUCCUCCUGGGAUUGCAAAACCAAGUCAUCCGGCUCGAACGGGAACUCAAGGAACUCAAGGAGGUCAACAAGGAAGCCCAAGAUUGGAUGGGAGCGGUUGACCAAACCCUCACUCGAAUCGAGGCUAUUGGGGGGCCCCAACCCCACACACCAGAAGACCGGAAACCCCCGGCAGUCGAGGCCACGCCCAGGCCCAUAUCCAAAACCAACCCUCUUCCAGCGCCUAGUGCGCCCCUCAUCGCCUGGGCCAACCCCACCAAGCCUCCCAUCACCUUUGCCCAACCAACUCCCGUCCGGGCUCCCCCGAGAGUCCCUACUCCCACUCCACCUGCGCCUAUCAGGCUCCACUCCCCCCUUGCCCCUCAACCAGCGGCUCCAGUAGUUGCUUACCAAGCCCCCGUCAAGGUAGACCACCCUGACGCUUAUACGGGGAAAAUUGGGAAUGAGUCCAGACAAUGGCUCACUAGGAUGAUGGCAUGGGUCCGCCUCAAUCAGCGGAUGUUCCCGACCAAUCAGGAGACUUUAUCAUUCCUCCUGAUGAAUAUGAAGGACACGGCAGGAGCCUGGGCACAUCCCCACCUCGACCAACUAGGGUCCCACAGGGCCAUCAUUCAAACGGUUGAGGAUUUUAGGAGGGAAUUCCUGGCCGCAUUUGGGAACCCGGACGCCACACGAGCCGCAGAGCGGCAGAUCGCAAACCUUACUCAGACAGGAACCUGUGCUGAGUACAUCACUAAGUUCAGGACCAUUGCCAUGGACCUGGACUGGAACGACGCCGCCCUUCGCGGGCAAUUCGCACGUGGCCUCCACUGGGAGGUCAGCCGUCUCAUUGCCACCCAAGAACGGCGCCCCACCACCCUCCUUGAGCUGCAGAACGCGGCUCUGGUCAUCGACAACGCCCUCCGUGAGGAGCGCGCCAGCCACCCGCCUAAGGGUAAUAAGCCUGGCACCUCCAAUACCAACCCCAAUAAGGGGGCGAGUACCGGCCAACAGGCCACUAGACCAGGCGCCUCUCCAGCGAUCCCAACUUUGUCUCCGAGGAGGAGCGUAACCGCCGCAGGGCUGAAGGCCUUUGCAUCAAAUGCGGUAAAGCGGGCCAUAAAUUUGCGGAAUGCCGCACUGGCUGGAAAGCCACGCCCAAGGAGGAAGGUGUCAAAAAGGAAGCCGCCAAAAUUGGCGAAGAAUCUGGACCCAAAUCGGGAAAAGAUUAAGGCCAUUGCCAAAGAGGAGGAAGCUGACAAGAACCCCCUUGAAGGAGUACCCUCCAAGUACCAUCAAUAUGCAAAGGUAUUUGGGGAAGAAGAAUUCAAUAAACUUCCCCCUCAUAGGCACUACGAUAUUGGCAUCAAACUUACAGAAGAGGGACCCCUGAACUCGCCCCUCUACAGCAUGACCGAUGCUGAAUCCGCCACACUUAAGGACUGGCUCAGGGACGAGCUCAAGGCUGGGAAGAUCCGCCCCAGUAAAUCAUCCAUCAGCUCCCCGGUUAUGUUUGUACCCAAAAAGGAUGGCUCCCGUCGACUCGUACUCCGUGGGGCCAAGGUCUUCACUAAGCUAGAUCUAAGAUGGGGUUACAACAACGUCCGUGUCAAAGAAGGCGACGAAUGGAAAACGGCCUUCCGUACCAAAUAUGGUCUAUACGAAUCCCUAGUUAUGACCUUUGGCUUAACUAAUGCUCCUGCGGCUUUCCAACACUUCAUGAACGAACUGUUCAAGGACUUAUUGGAUGUAUGCGUCAUCAUUUACCUUGAUGACAUCCUAAUCUACUCAAAGGAUGACGCAACCCAUACUCAGCACGUCCAUGAGGUCCUACGGCGUUUAAUGGAGAACCAAUUGUUCUGUAAGGCAUCCAAGUGUACAUUCCACGUCACAUCGGUGGAGUACUUAGGAAUAAUUGUAUCGGACAAGGGAUUCAGUCUGGAUAAGCUCAAAAUCCAGGCAGUCCAAGAUUGGCCCACGCCCACUAAAGUCAAGGAAGUACAAUCAUUCCUAGGCUUUGCCAACUUCCUACGCCGUUUUGUUGCCAAUUUCAGCCAUAUGGCACGACCCCUACACAACUUGGUAAAAAAGGACACACCCUGGAAAUGGGAAACCAAGGAGCAGGAAGCAUUUCAAGGAUUGAAAGAUGCCAUCACAAACGCCCCCGUGUUAUGCCAUGCCGACCCUACCAAACCUUACUUCCUUGAAACAGACGCAUCUGGUGCUGCCCUGGGCUCGAUACUUAGCCAACGCCAAGAGGAUGGACGCCUCCACCCGCUUGGUUUCCUAUCCAAAUCAUUCAAGGGAGCCGAGCAGAACUACGACACCCAUGAUAAGGAGCUUUUAGCUAUCAUCCGUUCCUUUGAGCAUUGGCGUAUUUUCCUGGAAGGAACCGUUCACCCUGUCACCGUAUUCACCGAUCACCGCAACCUGGAAUACUGGAAGGAGUCCCAAACAUUCAACCGUCGCCACGCAAGAUGGCACCUACUGUUAGCAGGGUAUAACUUCCAAAUUGUCUACCGUCCAGGAAAGCAAUCCGGGAAACCUGAUGCCUUAUCACAACGUGCUGAUCAUGCCGACAUUCCACCUGCCGCCCAGACCAUGCUCCCUAACCCCGUAUUUGCCAAUGUAGCCCUGGUAACCCCCGAGAAGGAAAUUCAACGCCAAAUUGAGGCUGCCCUGGACCAAGACGAAUCCCUGGAGGAAAUACUGCAAUUUCUCCAGAACGAAUCCAGGGCGCCCCCCUCCAUCAAACGGGCGUUCAAGGACUACGAAAUGGAAGCGGGCCUAUUGUUCUACCAGGGAAGGAUUGUAGUACCGGAUGUUGGGACCUUACGAACGGACCUCUUACGCAUCUACCAUGACAGCCCCUUGUCAGGACACCCAGGAAGGCAAAGAACCCUGGAGCUAAUCUCACGCGUCUACUACUGGCCGGGUAUCCGGGCCAACACUUAUUGGCAUGUAGAUUCCUGCGAAACCUGCCAGCGGAUACGGAAACCAAAGUACUCCUCAAUUCCACCUCAGCCCCUAGAACUCCCAUCACGCCCGUGGCAACAUGUGUCAUAUGAUAUGAUAGUGGAUCUGCCAAAAGACGGAAAUAGCAAUUCUAUCCUGGUUAUCGUGGAUAGCUUUACCAAAUACGUAAUCUUGGUAGAGUGUUCCAAAAAGCUGAAAGCUCCGGAGUUAGCAGACCUAUUCCUGCGCCACGUAUGGAAACGCUACGGCAUGCCUGAGAAGACAGUAUCAGACCGCGGACGAGUCUUCAAUAACAAGUUCCUGAAGGCCCUAUACCAACGCCUGGGAAUAGACCCCCACUUCUCUUUGGCUUAUCAUCCUCAAAGUGACGGACAGACAGAACGUGUGAAUCCCACUGUCGAGCACUUCUUACGGGCCUACUCAGGGGUAAACCAAAAAGACUGGGUCAAGUGGUUGCCAAUGGCAGAAUUUGCCUACAACAACGCGGUGCAUAGUUCAACAGGCAAAUCCCCCUUUAAGGCACUAUACGGAUGGGAACCCGCCUUAACCCCGAGUAACGUCCCAACGGACGUCCCUGAGGCAGACGAUCUAGCAACUCAGAUGGAAGCACAAUGGCGGGAAAUAGAAGCAGCACUCCGGCAAUCAAAGACACGCAUGGUGGCCGGAGAAGUGGGAGAACCCCUUGAGUUUGAGAUUGGAGAAGAAGCCUGGCUGGACGCCAAAAACGUGAAGCUAAAGACCCUGAGUCCCAAGCUAACGGAACAACGCCUAGGUCCCUUCAAGGUAACCGAAAGAAUCUCCGACAGAGCAUAUCGCCUGGAACUCCCGCCAACCAUGAGAAUCCACGAUGUCUUCUACGUGGGCCUACUGUCAAAGGUCAAAAGGGACAAAAAGCGCAACUUCGAGAACCGGCCUCCACCUGUAACCGUGGAUGGAGAAGAAGAAUACGAGGUCAAAGGGAUCACAGACAUGGAGGAAAGGAACGGGAAGUGGUUUUUUAGGGUUAAAUGGAAAGGCUACGGAUCAGAGGAGAAUACCUGGGAACCAAGGGAGAACCUCAAAAACGCCGAAAAAAUCCUAGAAAAAUUUGAAAGGGAAAUGAAAAAGAAGGCCCUUGGCGCUGCCAAGGCCCUUAGAGGGGGGGCAGUGUCGUAG
Messenger RNA from Rhizoctonia solani, 4257 nucleotides. RefSeq names its product Retrotransposable element Tf2 protein. Gene Ontology annotation, biological process: DNA integration. The transcript is spliced from 3 exons. Bases 1 to 4257 code for a protein of 1418 amino acids. The record is from RefSeq and is a predicted model, not a curated record. Gene Ontology annotation, molecular function: nucleic acid binding. NCBI's taxonomy places the organism in Eukaryota, Fungi, Basidiomycota, Agaricomycetes, Cantharellales, Ceratobasidiaceae.